AAUUUCAAAUUAGGUAUGUAAUUUUUGUUUUUGACAAAAGGGAUGAAAAUGUAUUACGUGGGUGGCUGCGAUCUUACCUAGUGUAGACUAGCCCUUAUUGUAAUAUUAAAGCGAUGUAGCGAAAUGCAAUCAGUUAAGUUUAAUACGGUCUUGUUGAGUUUGUGGUACUGGUGUGGUCAUUUGUUGACAUGCCAAAGAUCUACAGUACAGUAGAUAUUUUUUUACACUUGUAUAGAUUUUACGUCACGCAUUAAAAGUAGUGUCCGACCAUAACCGAAUCACUGCCGAAACCGAAGGUUCGGUUUUGCUGUAGUUUCGACCGAAAUAUGAUUAUUAUGCCGAAACUUAAAUCGAAACUGUGGUCGCCGAUAAAGCCGUGUUUGAUAACGUAUGCGGAGUGAAAUCUGGACAAAGUUUUAAACAUGUAAAAAAUAAACAAAAAAUUGAACUGAAAUUAUAUCUAACUGCCAAUUUAAAGUCUAUAUAUCUGUCAAUUAAUUCGGUAAGUUUCAUGGGCAUUGGAUUCUUUCUCUUGAAAUUGUGGUCAAUCUAGAAGAACAACGUCGCAAAACUGUAUGUAAUUUCUCCAGUACUAUUUCCCUAUGGCUGAAAGCGAGGAUAGUGGAACAUUUUGUGGGGCGGGAAGAGGUGAUGGUAUUUUUAAAUUAUUUUGACAUCCUUUUUCUUUAAAAAAAAAAAACUACCGCUAGAAAGUGUGGCUCAGGGAAACAUUCCAGCAUUAGCUAGUUUUCUGGGAGAGAUCGAUUAAGAAAAUGAAGGCCCGCUGCGUCACAAAAUCUUACAGAGAGGUUUCAUAUGUGGCAGUAAAACUGUUUAAAAAUAUCUUGAAGACAUGGGCAUCGGCAAAUGUUCAUAAGGUCAGUGCUAAGUCUCGUGGAGACAGAACUAAAGCAGGAACGUGUGAAAAGCGUCACCCUCAGCGGCAGCGUGUCUGUCCCAGCGCGUGCUGCUCUCAUCAACGCACUGAAUGAUCCCAAGUCUGACGUCCGGAUAAUGCUCCUCUCAUUAUGCGCCGGUGGCGUCGGUCUCAAUUUGUGCGGAGCGUCCCACCUCCUCCUCCUGCACCCGCACUGGAACCCGCAGCUGGAGGAGCAGGCGCAGGACAGGAUAUAUCGCGUCGGACAGACCCGCCCCGUACAUGUAUACAGAUUCAUGUGCCUGGACACAGUGGAGCAGAGCAUCCGCAAACUCCAGGAUGGAAAACUGCAAAAGGCGGCUGCUGUCCUCUCCGGCGCCCGGCACACUAGCGCAUCCAAGCUUAGUAUAGAGGACCUUAAGAUCCUGUUUAAUAUGGGGCCGCAGUAAGUUCAAUAAUAUUGAGCAAGGUAAACAAUCCCAAGCAAUUUUGGCCCUGAACGUCACAAAAAAUGAGGAAAACAGACCUUUUAACGUAUGCUUAAGGACGGCUAGCGCACAUCGAAGACUCGAAGGUACACUCUUCAACAGUAUUAACGCAAGGAGGCGUUGAUAUAUCAACACUUCCACAUAGAACAGCAACAACGUUCACAUAAUGCUAGCUGGAGGUGCCAUCGUGCUCUCCGGUCCGGCGCGAAACACCAACUCCCACCACUCCCAGGCUUAGGCAUCAAACACCGCAAGACAACGUCAACAUUAUUAUAUUAAAAGGGCAUCAGCUCAACGAGGAUGCCAAGUGCUUCUGGCCCUGACAUAUAUAUAUAUAUAUAUUAUAAAAGUCACAAAUAGUUAUUUUAA
Messenger RNA from Cydia strobilella, 1734 nucleotides. Its product is annotated as transcription termination factor 2-like. Gene Ontology annotation, molecular function: ATP-dependent activity, acting on DNA. Lineage: Eukaryota; Metazoa; Arthropoda; Insecta; Lepidoptera; Tortricidae. Gene Ontology annotation, biological process: DNA repair. Gene Ontology annotation, cellular component: nucleus. The transcript has a single exon. Bases 868 to 1326 code for a protein of 152 amino acids. The record is from RefSeq and is a predicted model, not a curated record.